GCACACUGCUUCUUCGAUCUUCAACCCCCACACAUUCUCGCUUCAGAUCGCGGACUGAGGGUAAGAGCACCGGCUGCGCAGCAUGGUGCACGUCUCCUUUUACCGGAACUAUGGGAAAACCUUUAAGAAGCCCAGACGUCCCUACGAGAAGGAGCGUCUGGACGCGGAGCUGAAGCUCGUUGGUGAGUAUGGGCUGCGGUGCAAGAGGGAGCUCUGGAGGGUGCAGUAUGCACUCAGUCGCAUUCGUAACAAUGCGAGGAUGCUUUUGACACUGGAUGAGAAGAACCCACGUCGGAUUUUCGAGGGUGAAGCACUGCUGAGGAGGAUGAACAGGUACGGGUUGCUGGACGAGAGCCAGAACAAGCUCGAUUACGUGUUGGCCCUUACUGUCGAGAACUUUCUUGAGCGUCGUCUUCAAACCCUGGUGUUCAAGUCUGGUAUGGCCAAGUCCAUUCACCAUGCCAGAGUGCUCAUCAGGCAGAGGCAUAUUAGGGUUGGCAGACAGGUAGUCAACAUUGCCUCAUUCAUGGUGAGGGUAGACUCACAGAAGCACAUUGAUUUUUCGCUCACGAGUCCAUUUGGUGGUGGACGUCCUGGGAGAGUGAAGCGCAAGAACCAAAAGGCAGCUGCCAAGAAGUCUUCUGGUGGUGAUGGAGAUGAAGAAGAGGAAGAGUAAGCUCAAAACUUUAGAUAUAUGAUGGUAAUGGUAAUAAUAGAGUUUUUUCCAGACAGUAACUGGGGCUUUCUGUGAAUGGCCCUGCAUAGAGAAGUUUUGCUUGUUUCCUUGACUAUUUGUUUUGGUUAUAUUAUUGGAUAAUUGACUUAUCUCUCAUGAGAAUUAUCUUAAAUUUCAUGCUUAAAUUCUCAUUUUAUUA
Molecule: messenger RNA, 875 nt
Organism: Corylus avellana
Lineage: Eukaryota; Viridiplantae; Streptophyta; Magnoliopsida; Fagales; Betulaceae
Product: small ribosomal subunit protein uS4y
Biological process (GO): translation; ribosomal small subunit biogenesis
Cellular component (GO): cytosolic small ribosomal subunit
Molecular function (GO): structural constituent of ribosome; rRNA binding
Source: RefSeq, a predicted model, not a curated record